AUGGGUAGUUUCAAUAAGCAAGUGGAUAGUCCGGUUAUGACAGGCGAAUCGUCGUUUACGCUGAGCAAUCAGUCUAUCGAACAGUCUCGUUCUACGAUAAACGCAAACUUGUCAUUUUUGGCGGAUUUGGAUAUGUUAGAGCUGAAAAACUUUGACAACGAUUUUACAUUCAUCCAGACCAUCGGUAUCGCUGACUUGGCUGCCAAUCCACGAACAGUGAAAACGUAUCCGGAGUUUUAUAACUUCAUUACUACCCACAAUCCGAGCUGUUAUGAUCCAUCAAGUUUCGACGGAUAUGUCAUGGAAGAAACUUUGGAGGCGCCUUCGGUUGAGAAGUAUCGCAAACUUUUCAACGAAAUGUUGCAUUUGAUGUACUUUAACUGUCAUCUGGAAUGUCAACAGCUCAAAAGGUCGACGGACGAUGGUAGUGAAAUGCAGAAAGAAUUCCGUGGAGUGUACCCGUAUAAAUCAAAAGUAUACAAGGACACUCUGGAGGGAUGCGAUGAACCCGAAAAAGUGUACGGCACUGACAAGCUGAAACGUUUGCAGAAAAUUAAUUCGAAAUCGAAUGUCUUCUGGAGCAAAAAGAUCAGUCGACGCCGUACGGCAUCAGGACGAAAACUUACAAAAGUACUCAAGAAGAAAUUUCUGAAGAAUAAUCGGAAGACAACAACUUCCGAUGUCGUUGGCACUCCAACUGUCGUGAAAAACUCAAUGCAAUCGGCAACACCUAGAAAUUAUCAGGAGGAUGGUCACUUCGAGAAUUUGCAAGUUGAAAGCAUCAACAAAGAAAACACUCCAGUUGCUGACGUAACUCACUCACGAAAAGCAGCUCCAUCCAGAAGUUUUACUCUUCCAAAGCUCACAUACGCACCCUACAAAAAGAAUCCCACGAGAAGACUCAUCAUUGAGCUUUGUCAAAUCUCCGCUGACACGCCCAGCAAGCAAAUCGCCACGGGAUUAUCGAACCUCUCUGUUUCGCCACUUCUUCCAAUUAACGAGGAGAUCAAUCAUUCAGUUUUCUCCGUCUACAAUACUUAUGAGCGUUCACCAUUUGCUCUGGUUUCUCAACCCAACAGUAGCCGUAGUGGAACCAACAGCACAACCGAGAACUCUGCCAACGAGCGUCGCCAACGUUAUGCUGAGGUUGCUCGAACACUUUCCACAUUGAAUACCGUUCACGAAGGAUAUUCUCCUGAUAGUGACAGCUUUGAAUCUCAUCAGUAG
This is a messenger RNA of Caenorhabditis remanei, 1227 nucleotides long. RefSeq lists its product as uncharacterized. NCBI's taxonomy places the organism in Eukaryota, Metazoa, Nematoda, Chromadorea, Rhabditida, Rhabditidae. The coding region runs from base 1 to 1227 and encodes 408 amino acids. The record is from RefSeq and is a predicted model, not a curated record. The transcript has 4 exons.